Arabidopsis lyrata subsp. lyrata is the source of this 1741-nucleotide messenger RNA. Its product is annotated as mitogen-activated protein kinase kinase kinase 3. Gene Ontology annotation, molecular function: ATP binding; protein kinase activity. Gene Ontology annotation, biological process: protein phosphorylation. NCBI's taxonomy places the organism in Eukaryota, Viridiplantae, Streptophyta, Magnoliopsida, Brassicales, Brassicaceae. The record is from RefSeq and is a predicted model, not a curated record.
UAUAUAAGAAAUUUGAAAAUUACACUAAGUAUUAUAGUAAUUUGAAUACUACUCAUUUUAUAUUGAAAUUAUACCCUUUUUAUUUAUUUAAUAUAUUAGCUAAGACUUCCCCAAAUUCUUAGAUUUCAUUUUCACCUAGGGUUUUGCUAAGCUUGGUGGCGAAGUAAUUAUGAGAAUUGAUCUGUCUGUUCCAAAGUUGAGGGCAGAGUUAGAACUCAACAAGGUUCUCGGAAAAGGUUCGUCCGGUUCGGUGAGUCUCAUCAAGUACAAUGGACGCCGCGACGGUGAAACGCUUUACGCCGCCGUGAAAACCUCCAACAUCAUUCACGCUGACACUCUCUACAAAGAGUUUCAGAUCUUGUCCGAAUUCAAAGGAUGUUCAAGAAUCGUCCAAUGCUAUGGGACCAAAGUAGAAGAGAGAAUCACCGACGACGGUGACGUAGAGUUCAAGAUUCACAUGGAGUACGCAUCUGGAGGAAGCUUGAGAAAUUUUAUGAGCAGAUUCAAGGAAAUGAAAUUGCCUGAUCCUUUGAUCAGAAGGUUUACGCGUAUGAUUCUUGAGGGUUUAGCAGUUAUUCAUGGACACGGCUAUGUUCACUGCGAUCUCAAACCCGAAAACAUCCUCGUUUUCCCGAGUUUCGAGUUAAAGAUUUCUGAUUUCGGGUUGUCCAAAAGAGAGGGAGAUAACAACUGGUGGCUUCCUAGUCAUCCUUUUGCGGGAACACCGAUAUAUAUGUCGCCGGAAUCCAUUUCUACGGGCGAGACAAGGAGAGGUUUGGAUUUAUGGUCGUUAGGAUGUGUGGUGUUGGAGAUGUACACUGGGAAUAGACCAUGGUGGGAUAAAAACUAUGACUUGGAAGAUCUCAAGAAAGGUUACAUGCCAUUGAUUCCGAAAGAUAUUCCUUGUGAUGCAAAACUCUUUGUGAUGAGUUGUUUUGCGGCGGAGACUGACAAGAGAAAAAACGCUUUCACAUUGUUGAGGCAUUGCUUCUUGCGUGGAGAUGUUAAUAAGAUCAUAGAGCCUCUCGUGAUGAAGAAUGAGAAUUCUAAUGAUAUAGCACUAGAGUUGGAGAAAAUUGAGCUCAGGUUUUCGCAACUUAGGUGUAUUAGUGGUGAAUAGACUCGUGGAAUAUAAUUGAAAAGUCGAUGAGUCUAGCUAGACCCUGCAGGAGACCUAAUUUUGCUCUUUAUUUUUCUUUGUACUGUUCUCUAAAGGAGGGCUAUUACCCCACUCUGGUCUUGGUUGCAAAUGUUGCGGUUCUUUGUACUGUUCUCUAAAGAAUUCAAGUUUCAACUAUACAAUAUCCAUAUAUAUCCGAAGAUCAAAAUGCUUUUUAGCUAACUUUAUAUAAAAGUACAAUUGUUCAUCACGGUUUGAAAUGUUGAACUUGCAAUUGUAUUUAAUCGAUUUUAGCUGUAUUUAUUUUACACAAAUUUUGUCAACCACUCAUUUGCACAUUUGUUUUGUAUGGUCCAGAUAAUUUUACUAAGAUAUUACAUGAACCUGUCAUGUGAUUUUGGCACUUUCCAAACCCAAAUGUGCAAUGAAUAAAAAAAACCAAACCAAAUUCACAUAAAACAUUAAUAUUACACAUUCACGAGUUUACAAAGCACAGAGAUUAUGAAGCAAAUACAUAAGAUAAUUACUUUCCGGGGACAAAGUUAGUAGCGUAAGACCAGGCGUUGUUAGCCACAGGAUCAGCCAAAUGAUCAAACAAGUUCUCAAUGGGACCUUUACCAG